UCCUUCCAAAUAGAGGGGUUGAACUAAUUUUUCUGCAUGAGUUUGUCUGCUGCUGCCUCCGCAGCUGUAUGUCAUUGGCUCCUCAAUAAUCAAAAUGAAAUGCUUAUUAAAUCUGCUUGCUUUUAUUCACAGAAAGAUGAGCCAGAUGCUUUUAAGGAAUUGGGAACAGGCAACAGAAUUGCUACGUGGUUGUUUUAUAUGAGCGACGUGUCAGCAGGGGGAGCUACCGUCUUUCCUGAAGUAGGAGCCAGCGUUUGGCCUAAAAAGGGAACAGCUGUAUUCUGGUACAAUCUCUUCCCGAGCGGAGAAGGCGAUUACAGCACGCGGCAUGCAGCCUGCCCAGUACUAGUUGGAAACAAAUGGGUAUCCAAUAAAUGGCUCCACGAGCGGGGACAGGAAUUCCGAAGGCCGUGCACUUUAUCAGAGUUGGAAUGAUGCAGACUCGUCCUUUGUCUCCUCUGUAUUCAGUCUGUGUAAAAUGCACACGUCUCCUACAGUUUACAGUUGACUAACACUCCACUACAGGUUCAGUCUUCAGCUACACCGGUGUUUCAUCUGUGGACAAAACAAACAUGCUUUUAGUUCCCUUAAAAUAUCCCCUUAAGGUUUUAUGAACAGAAUAUAUUAGGUCUAUGAGUGUUACCCCCCCCCCCAAAAAAAAAAAAAAAAAGGACAAAAUACAGAUGAGGGCCACAACGAACAGUGGUGUUGUGUGUGGUGUUCCCUUCACCAUCGCCCCGCUGACCGGCCUGGCAAGCCAGUGAUUGUUCGCUGAGUCCUCCUCGCAACCGCCCGUCUGCUAAGGGCGGGGUGAUGUCCUGGAGGGCUCCCUUCUGAGGAAGGCCGAAUUAAACCAGU
This is a messenger RNA of Pelecanus crispus (Dalmatian pelican), 858 nucleotides long. Lineage: Eukaryota; Metazoa; Chordata; Aves; Pelecaniformes; Pelecanidae. The record is from RefSeq and is a predicted model, not a curated record.